AAAUGAACGUAUGGGCAACGAACGUAUGGGCAACGAACGUAUGGGCAAUGAACGUAUGGGCAACGAACGUAUGGGCAAUGAACGUAUGGGCAACGAACGUAUGGGCAACGAACGUAUGGGCAACGAACGUAUGGGCGAUGAGCAAUGAACGAAAGCAUGAGAACAUUUGGUAA
Cetraspora pellucida is the source of this 173-nucleotide messenger RNA. The record is from the annotation of a GenBank genome assembly. NCBI's taxonomy places the organism in Eukaryota, Fungi, Glomeromycota, Glomeromycetes, Diversisporales, Gigasporaceae.